This is a messenger RNA of Theobroma umbraticum, 1650 nucleotides long. RefSeq names its product RNA-binding (RRM/RBD/RNP motifs) family protein. Gene Ontology annotation, biological process: cytidine to uridine editing; mitochondrial mRNA modification. The record is from RefSeq and is a predicted model, not a curated record. NCBI's taxonomy places the organism in Eukaryota, Viridiplantae, Streptophyta, Magnoliopsida, Malvales, Malvaceae. Gene Ontology annotation, cellular component: mitochondrion. Gene Ontology annotation, molecular function: RNA binding.
CAAUUCCACCCAACCAAAGGUGUUGGUAGUAUGAAAUAAAAAUCAAUGAGCACUCCUGCGCUUAAUUAAAACUGAUGAGGAUCCGCCACGGUAAUAAGCAAUGGCCUAGAGAAAUAUAUGCAGAUUAUUUUGCUGAACAUCAUGUAUUUCUCUAUAUAUAUAGACAAAAAUCCCCGAGUGCCCAACCAAAGCAGAAUAACGUCAGUCGAUAAGCAGAAAGCGGUUAGCAGGCAAGGAGAAGCAGCUAUGGAAGCUCUUUGUCCCUCACUAACCGCCGUUUAUUUUGCGAGUAAAUUCCCACUUAGCUCUCCUAGAUCAUUUCCCCAAAUUGUCUCUCUAGACGCGAACAGGUUUCCGGUCUGGGUCCGGAAGAACGAAAGCAAGAACCACUCGAACCUUUACUUAACGUCUUUAGUUUCUUGCAUUGGUUUAUCCACAACUGGAAUUGCAACUGCUGCUUCAGCUUCCUUCGUUUCUUCUUCUUCUUCCUCAACAACUGACAACAACUAUUGGAUGGUGCUAAUGGCUAAGCCUCCAGAAGGGGUCAGUUCCAAACCACAAAUCAUUGAUUACUAUGUUAGCACUCUGGAAAGAGUUUUGGGCACUGAAAAAGACGCUCAGAUGUGUAUAUAUGAUGCUUCUUGUGAUACCCGCUUUGGUUUUUGCUGCCAUAUUGAUGAACAAGCUUCCCGUGAACUUGCUCGUUUACCUGAGGUUUUAUCGGUUAAGCCAGACCCUGGGUACAAUUCUGAGAAAAAAGAUUACACCGCUUCAAACAUUGAGGUCACUAACAUAUUCAAUUCAGGAGUAGCAAGUUGGCAGUUGUUUCCUGCUGGGAACACCAAACACUGGCUUGUUCGAAUGGACAAGCCAGGCGUCGAGGUUGUUACAAAGGCUCAAAUGGUUGAUUAUUACACUCAAAUAUUGACUAAGGUUUUGGGAAACGAGAAAGAUGCCCAAAUGUGCAUAUAUCAUGUAUCUUGGCAAUCCCAUUUUGGUUUCUGUUGUGAACUUGAUGAAGAAUGUGCGCAGGAACUAGCUGGUGUCCCUGGAGUUCUAUCUGUUGAGAUAGAUAGGAAUUUCGAGUCAGAGAACAAGGACUUUGGAGGUAAUAAUUUACAGAGUUCUACAAAACUGCCAGAAACUUCAGAAGCUAGUGAAACGAUCACCGCAAGAACGAAGAAACUUUUCAUAACAGGUCUGUCGUUUUACACAUCUGAGAAAACAUUGCGUGCACAUUUUGAAGGUUUUGGUGAGCUUGUUGAAGUUAAAAUUAUAAUGGACAAGAUUUCUAAAAGAUCUAAAGGAUAUGCAUUUGUGGAAUACACCACAGAGGAGGCUGCAAGUGCUGCACUUCAGGAGAUGAAUGGCAAGAUAAUAAAUGGGUGGAUGAUAGUUGUUGAUGUUGCCAAGAGUAAACCACAGAACUUCAGCAGAGGUCGUCUCAGAACAACACUCUGACCAGGAAGAGAAGAAAGGAGGCGUUGGGAUGAAGUUGAGGUAGAAGAUGCUGAAGGGAAUCAAUGCCCUCCUGGCUACUACCAGAACAAUUUGGCAGAUGGACUAUCGAAAUUUUGUACGUUUGAAGUUACCAAAAUGAUCAUUAGCUCUUUAACUUAGUAAAUAAAUAUGUUUCACUUCAUAUGUAAA